GACAUGUUUUUGUUUGGUUACGAAGUAGUUGCAGUUUGACGAAAUUGCUUAGUUGAUCGAAAUUAGCGAUAUCCGUGAAGAAAGAAAGUAGAGACAUUACAAUUGCGAGUAACGAUAGAUUGUCUGCUCUUAUUAAACAUUAGACACAGUUUCUUUGAAGAUGUAUUCUUAGGAAUAAAAAUUAAAAAAAAAAAGAAUUACAUCUAACCUUUGAUCGUUAAAAAUCGAGAUUGCCUAAGUUCAUGGCGUACAUAACCUGUUUCUCUUGUUUUAAACCGCUUACACCUGACACCACCUCAUAAAUGAAUCAAGUGUAACACUACGAUGUGACAAUUAUGAGCGGCCAAAUGAAAGUCAAGUCGCUUUCGCUUAGUCGACGGACCCAGACUCCACCGUCCAAGGAAGAAGGUGGAAAGCUGGUCAUUACGGAAACAGAGAAGGCGCAGGUGUCGAAUCUGGACAGCGUGCUAAGUUCUCCGAUCUCCCGUACAUCACGUCUUUGUUCAACACCGAUUAGAAACAAUGUCGAAGUCAGACUUAGGGAUGAAUCGCCGGAUCAAGAUCUCCACGAUAGUCCGACAUCGUUUUACCCCUGCACGCAGGAAAGCGGCAGCGAAAUAGCCUGGGAUUGGUACAGCACUACGAACGGGCAUUACAAUUCGUCCGGUACGGAUAGGGCGGGCGGAAAGGGUAACACGAUGAAUAACAACACGCCGAAGCGAACGCAGCUGUUGUCAAAGAAGAAACGUUUGGCGAAAUCAAAUUCUCCCUUAUUGAAUAUUCCUCCCAAGAGAAAACUCAUGCAAAUGGACGUCGCUGAGAGCAUUGGAAAGUUUGCCGCAGAGCUUAAGGCUCUUACUGAUAACAUAAAGAUGGAAAAAGACAGCAGCGAGGGUCGUGAAACAGGAUCAAUAGCAGCAGCCUCGGAAGCCUCUACUAAAGUGACCAACAUAUUUGACAUGAAGACGCAGGCCGUCAGGCAAGAGGCUGAUGUAGAUAUUCACGAAGUGUCAACGUUCGACUUUAAUGUUUUGAUUGAAAAGUCUCCUGAAUGUAACAACGACACCAAGACGAAUGGUUCUAGUAUCGACGACAUGUUUGACGAGUCUCUUGACGAGUGCAUGGUGCAGUGCAGUCAGGAAGUCGAGGACAAACUAAAGCUGAUAUCGGAGAUGCCUAAGAAGGUAGAGAAGCCUGCGACUGUGACUUUAGCGAGCAAUUGCAGAAGGCCAAACGCGGAUUUGAACGUUAAACGAAGCUUGAUGAACACUGUGAGUGGACAGAAUAAUUUUGAAAUGAGAAACGGAGUGAAUGCGAAGGCUGUGAAAGGGUGCGACGAGACAAUGAUGGGGAACGAUAUUCCAGCCUCCCAAAUUCCAGAUGAUUCUUUCGACGAUUGCUUGGCUCUUUGUCUCGACGAUGAGGAUGAAUUACUGAGCCAGUAUUUGAACAAUAACAAAGUAAAGAGUUUGAAUAACUCGACAAAUCCUAACUCUGCGAAAAUGGGGGCGAGCAAUUCAUCGUCAAAUACAGUAGGUACGAAUAACUGGACAACAACGAACUUGGAUAAGGCAAAUCCAAGACCGACGACCAGUAGGACAAACCAGCCAAUGGAAACCAGCUCCAAUUUUAAACGAAAACAACAAUUUACAACGAGUUCUGAGGGUGCGUUAGGCCACGAGAGUCGAAAAUUCUUCAAGAUCAAAAGUUUGUCUGAUUCCAUCUGCGCGAAUACAAGCACAGAAACUGAUUCACCUUGGAAGACAGUAGUUUCGAAUAAUUCGACAACGAGGAACUUGGACAAUGCGAAUUCGAGGCCGACGACCAAUUGGACAAACCAACCGAUGGAAACCAGUUCAAAUUUUAAAAGAAAACAACCGUCUACAAUGAGUUCUGAGAGUGCGGUGGCACACCAAAACCGAAAAUUCUUCAAGUCUAAAAGUUUGUCGGAUUCAAACUGCGGAAAUGGAAGCGCAGGAACGGCGGGAAAUUCAAAAUCGAACCUGAAUUCGAACAUGGGGAUAUGUAAUGCUAGACCCAUGUCAAAGUCUUCGUCUAAUCAUAAUUUAAGCGCGCAAAAAAGGAACGACGCGUGUUCCACUCCUAAUUUGAACAAUCCCGGUUUGUCCGAUAGUCAGGUAUCUUAUUCGUACCUGAGAUACAGCAGCAAUACCAACGGCGUCUCAAACGGAUCUGCAAGAAAUUCUGAUCCUUACGCAAUUCCUACUUUACCGACCGACAGGCAAGGAAGGUUGGCGCUUUGCACGCCUGAAGAAAUCGAGAGAAAACGUACCGAAGCUAGGAUGAGACUGGAAGCGAAUAAAUUAAGGAAACAAGGAAACACAGGAAAACCAGAUGUUGGUCCAGAUGGUAAGAGACCGACUGUAAAGAGAUAGAAAAUAUUCCUCACGCCUAGAAUUGUUAUUUGUUUCUGUAUUUAUGUUUUUUCGAAUAUAGUUUUUCGUAUCGUUGAAUACGUUUAUAACACAUUUUUAAAUAAUUUUUUUUUCCGUCUACUCCUCGUAUCUCUUGCAGUAAACUUUUUUUCAAUCAAAGUAUAAUAGCAAAAAUCGUUGCCCAAGAACAACGAGGUUUCAAAGAAUGGAAUUUUUUUUCUCGUUCUGGGGUUUCGAAUUGUAAUAAUAAUAAUGAUAA
This is a messenger RNA of Diprion similis, 2655 nucleotides long. RefSeq lists its product as uncharacterized. The coding region runs from base 336 to 2396 and encodes 686 amino acids. Lineage: Eukaryota; Metazoa; Arthropoda; Insecta; Hymenoptera; Diprionidae. The record is from RefSeq and is a predicted model, not a curated record. The transcript is spliced from 2 exons.